Molecule: messenger RNA, 717 nt
Organism: Didymodactylos carnosus
Lineage: Eukaryota; Metazoa; Rotifera; Eurotatoria; Philodinida; Philodinidae
Source: the annotation of a GenBank genome assembly
AUGUCUAGUAAUAAGUCGAACUUAUCAACAAUUUCAAAGCGCAUAGCCAGUAGCGGAAGAAAAGCUCUUCUUCCACAACAGAUGGAUUCUGACAAAUUAAAACAAUUAAUGAUUGAGAAAAUUAGAAAUGAUAAAGACAUACAACAUUCAAUAUCAAAUAUUGUUACACAAGAAAAAAAUGGUGUUCAUGACGAUGAUGAUAUUGGUAAAUAUGCUGAUGCUAUUGGAAAUGUGCUCCUGGGUCCAAUAUUAGAAAUGAUAGAGCAAUGUGUUAAAUCAUUGGAACAACGAAUGGAUGAUUUGGAACGGUACAAUCGAACGUGGUGCGUACGUUUAUUAGGUGUACCUGAAAAAACGAAUGAAGACACAACAGCAAUAUUUGUCAAUACUGUUAAUCAGCAUCUAGAUAACGUAUCUAUUAGUAAUAAUGAUAUUGAAAAUUCACAUCGAAUUGGCAAACGUUCAGAUGAUAAAAACCGUCCAAUUAUAGUACGUUUUUAUAGUCGGCCAUUACGUUUAAAAGUAUUACGUGCGUCAUCAUCAUUAAAACGCAAAAAACUAAGUAUGGCUAUAGUAGAAGACUUAACACAAAAGAAUUUACGUUUAUUUUACGACGAAAGAAACAAGCUACAAGGUGAUGAUAAAAAAUCUAUAAUAACAAGAAAUGGUCGAGUAUAUCGUCGUACAAAUGACUCAACCUCAAUACUUAUUACUUAG